GUAAUUAUCAGUACUGACGUGUUCUAAACGAAGGCUUGUACGUGCAAAAGUCUGAAGUCACGGUGGUGUAGUUGUUUUUGGAGCAUCAGUGUGUUAACUUUGCGACUGCGUUAUAGUAGAGUUGUAUUUCCACUACAAAAUGGCAUCAGGAAUGAAUCGUUUCUUGCAUUCCUUCAAUUCCAGACUGGAGGAGCCAGUGAGACAACAUUUGAAGAAUGUAUAUGCUAGCCUGACACUGUCUGCAGUAUCUGCUGGUGUGGGAGCAUACGUUCAUAUUUACACCGAGUUGCUUUCCGCCGGCCUGCUAACAUUGCUUGGAUCAGUGGGAUUUCUUAUAGCCCUCUUAUCUACACCUGACAAUGGCAAGAAUACUCGACUGCGAUUGGGGUACCUCCUGGGAAUUUCCUUCUUUACAGGUUUGGGAAUGGGCCCACUUCUUGACACAGUGAUUGAUAUCAAUCCAAGCAUUAUUAUGACGGCAUUGCUUGGCACAGCAGUAAUCUUCAUCUCGUUCAGCUUGUCAGCACUUUUCGCAAAGAGGGGAAGGUGGUUGUAUCUUGGUGGUACACUUAUGACUCUUCUGAGUGCUUUGCUGCUCCUGUCCAUAGGAAAUUUGUUCUUUGGCUCAUACCUGAUAUUCCAGGCCCACCUGUAUCUGGGAUUGCUACUUAUGUGCGGUUUUGUGCUCUAUGAUACUCAGCUUAUCAUCGAGAAACGCAUGCGUGGCGAUAAAGAUUUUAUCGUCCAUUCGUUGGACCUCUUCAUUGAUUUUGUUGGCAUUUUCAAACGUCUUGUCAUCAUCCUUACUCAAAAGGACCAGCAGAAGCGUAAUCGCCGAGACUGAGCCACCUGCUCAAUUUGCUGUUUGGAGCAACAUAAAAUUAUUGUCAAGGAUCCUUGUAUUCAAUAAAGAAUUUGAUACCUACAUGUAAUGUGGACUGUAUACCACUUCCAUAUCAUGCUGCAAUUUAAGAGGGUUCAGGCCAGCGUGUUUAACCUUUAGUUCCUUACCAGUUGGCCUCACCGUUAGAAAUUAAUGAGUGUUCGGUGUGAAGGGAACUUUUGUAUCAUAAUAUAAGAUAGCUAGUAAAGCCUAAUUCAAUGAGGUGUUUCUCACAGUUAUUUAAUUCUUUUACAAAAUUCUUUACUUUGUACAUACAGGUAAGUCAAAAGUAGCUGCAUACCAAUGAAGAACUGUAACCGUGUUACCUGCAGCCAAAAUGUGCUGAUGUCAGCAGAUGUCUGUAGAGCGUGAUCUCAAGUUUCAUUUGUUUGUUGUAGUUCUUCACAUUGCCGCUGAGAGCGCUUAUGAAUUGUGGAAAACAAAAUGGAGACUUAUAGUGACACAGAAAGAGCACCACCUCACUUCCAUACAGAUGUCGGAGCAUGUUCGGAUCUCUACUUCCCAGGUCGGUGGAUUGGGCGAGCAGGUCCAAUCGCUUGGCCACCUCAUUCACUGGAUCUCUCACCAGCAGAUUUUUCCUGUGGGGAUACAUUAAGGAACACAUUUACCACCCACCCUUACCCAACGAUCUUAGAGAAUUAUGGGAGAGGAUUCGUUUGUUCGAACCAGAACACACGUUGUGCUCUUUGAGUGCCACUUUAAGUCUCCAUUUUGUUUUCCACAAUGAAACUUGAGGUUAUGCUCCACAGAUCUGCUGAUAUCAGCGCAUUUUGGCUGCAGGUAACACGGUUACAGUUCUCCAAAGGUGCGCAACUACUUUUGACUUACUCUGUAUAAGAUAAUCUUAAACAUACAUUUGUUUCUUUGUGUUCAGAGGUUAUGUGAUUUGUAUGUGAAAUCUAAAUAUUAAAUAAAGAAUAACCUUUUCA
Messenger RNA from Zootermopsis nevadensis, 1833 nucleotides. It is a transcript of the gene BI-1, whose product is annotated as Bax Inhibitor-1. The record is from RefSeq and is a predicted model, not a curated record. Gene Ontology annotation, molecular function: enzyme binding. Gene Ontology annotation, biological process: negative regulation of endoribonuclease activity; negative regulation of apoptotic signaling pathway; cellular response to unfolded protein. Gene Ontology annotation, cellular component: mitochondrial membrane. Lineage: Eukaryota; Metazoa; Arthropoda; Insecta; Blattodea; Termopsidae.